ACGCUUCAUUUGCCACUAACGCGUCAUCUGUAAAAAGGGAGCUUUCCGCGUCAUCCUAUUCCAUCCCGCCUUUUCCAUUUACCAGGCGGGCACUCUAAGGCUUUCCCGCCAAACUUCAGAAAACUUGAGCUAAGCUAAUACCACCAUCGCAUCGCGCCUGGAAGUGUUUUUGCUCCAAGGUCUGUCUACAAACACCAUAUAGAAUUUUAAGAAACAUGGCAGAAGAUCAUAAAAAAUUCAUGUUGAAUAUCCUUGAAGACCUGACAAAGGAUGACAUGAGCAAAUUAGGAACAAUACUGAACAGCAAAAAAAUAGAAGGGCGUGAAAUCCCCUCAAAUAAGCUACAGAAUCUUGAUGAAAAAAAGGCAACACUAUUAUUUAUAUCCCAUUAUGAAGAACCUCUAAAAGCACUUGAGCAGAGCCUCUGUGAUAUUCCCAGAAUAGAUCUUGUUCAAAAGGUCCGUCUUAAAAUUGAAACUGAUGAGAAGAACCAUGAAGCUCAAAAUAAUGAGAAGGUUGCAUUAAUAAAAUCCUGUUCAGGAAGCAAUGACCGUCCACUAUAUACUGGUAAAUACACACUUGUUGAUCUGCAAGACUAUGCAACAAAGAAUCAAGACCAACUAAUAAUGCACCUACAAAACACCCUGGAACCUGAUCAAUUUAAUGCGCUGAAAAAGGAGCUGAUUUGUAGAGUGCUGAAUAAGGAUUUUUCAUUUACUGCUCAGAAAUAUUAUGAAUUGUUUAGAAACAGUGAACUGAGAGAAUUUUUGAAAAACAAUGGUAAACCAAAAAAAAUACCUAUGAAACUUCUUGAAAUUCUGUUCUCUAAGAAAAAAAACAACCGUAAAAGAAAGGCCCAGGAACAAAUGCAGGGAGAAGGCAACAAUUUGAAAAAGAAGCAAGAAGAAAAAAUAAUCCCAAUUCGUCCAAUGGAACAUAAAUCUGGUAAUGAAGAUAAUAAUAUGAUAGAACAACCUUGUCUGGAUGAUAAAAUUACACUUGGAACUGAAACUGAAAAAGUAAUCCCAAUUCGUCCCAUAGAACAUAAAUCUGGUAAUGAAGAUAAUAAUGUGAUAGAAGAAAGUUGGCUGGAUGAAGAUUCAAGAAUGGCCUUUGAGAACUGGUAUGAAAAAAAAAAAUACAGGGAAAAAAUCUCUUUCAAUUACAUUGGCAUUCAUGAGCACCAAGAAUACCCCUGCUUCAUAGCUGUGGAUGUAUUACAAUUCAGAUUGCCAGAUGACCAGGAUUAUCGUAUUCUCGCAAUUCUGCAGGAUAAAAGAGAUUUUACUAAUUCACAAAAGCUGAAAAAGGAGGCGGAAUUUGCAUUGCAAUUUAACAUGGCUGUUCUAGAUGUUAAACUUUCUGAAGUUAUCUCCCCUAAUAGAUGUCUUUCUGAGAUAACAGCUAAUAAAUCCUUUGGUGAAUCAAUUUUUUUUUUGGAAAAUAUUGUGUCUAAAAUUGUGUUGCCUGUUCUAGCACUGUUUAAGCAGGUAAAGUUAAAUGCUUUCAAGAAUGCUAAUUUUAAAAAGCAAAUCUUUCCAUGAGAAGAAGUUGCAAGUGUAGCUUCAAUAUUCCACUGAAAAUGUUAAUUCAUUUCUUGAUUAAAUUGUAAAUGAUAACUUGUGAUUGGAUACUUGGCUGAGGGAGAAUUCAUAUUUCCUUGUUCUCCCCCCCCCCCCAUUGUUUUUAGCUUCAAAAAGCAGAAGAUGUGAAAGCAGCAGCCAUUUUGAUUUCCCUCUGUUAAGAUAGGAAGUUCUGAUCUCAUUAUGGAUUACCACCCCUGCUUUUUUAAAUAUAAUAUUCGAAAAGCAGAUUUGUGAAAAAAAAAAUCAAAUUUUCAUUAUAAAACCUUCCUUUUUCUGAA
Notechis scutatus (mainland tiger snake) is the source of this 1864-nucleotide messenger RNA. The record is from RefSeq and is a predicted model, not a curated record. NCBI's taxonomy places the organism in Eukaryota, Metazoa, Chordata, Lepidosauria, Squamata, Elapidae.